CUCCAUGGCGCCUCYGGAGCCCGGCAUCAGCCACCCGUAGGAAUUCUCCACGCGGAUACCGCCCGGCCGCCCCCACGAUGCCCGUGGCCAACGGGCUCUCGGUGCCGCUGGAGAGCCUGCGGCRGCAGCUGGAGCUGUGCCUGGUGUGCUCCAAGUGCAGCGUGAAGGAGAACGAGAUCACCUACCGCCUCAAGGAUGUGGAGCACCGCUGCAUGCACGAGAUCCUGCUGGCGCGGCGCCGCAGCAAGAGGAGCGCCGCGUGGAGGAAGGUGUCGCGGCGGCCCGGCUUCCCCACACCGGCGCGCUACGCCGUGUGCCGCUACUACGUGCUGGGCUUGGGCUGCAGCAAGCACAAGGGCCUGUGCACGUUCGCCUGGAGCGCCGAGGAGGCGCUCGUGUGGAACUUCGAGCGCGAGCACGAGCUGGAGCGGCGCGCGCUGAAGGCGGCCGUGCUGCGCGCCCAGCUGGCCGCCUGCCCCGGCGCCGGCGAGCCGCCCGAGGCGCCCGGCGCCGCCGCCGACAUCCGCAGCGAGUUCGGCGGCUGCUUCCAGGAGAUCUGCAAGCGCUGCUUCUUCGGGAGCCCGCAGCGCAUCCGCGCGGGCGGCCCCGCGCGCCUCUGCGAGCAGCACGGCGCCUGGGAGCCGCUGCUGGUGCACGUGGUGUCGGACAGCCGGCGGCGGCGGCAGUACACGGCCGUGCGCCCCUGCCCCGAGUUCGUGCCGGCGCUCACCUACUGCCGCUACGUGAGCCGCGGCGAGCCCUGCAAGCACAGCCCGCGCCGCUGCAACUACGCGCACAGCGACGUGGAGCUGGCCGUGUGGCGCGCCGAGCGGGAGCGCGGGCUGGCGCGCGCCGAGCUGCUGCCGCCCGCCGCCGAGGGCCGCGCGCCGCCCGCCGCCGCCRCCACGCUCCACUUCUACUGCCGCGUCUGCCUCGUCACCUUCGGCUCGCGGGAGGCCUUCGAGAGCCACUGCGCCUCGCUGGAGCACGCGCAGAUGCUGGCGGCCGACGGCACGGUGCAGUGGGCGCACCGCGCGCCGCCGCUCGGCCUCGCCACCUUCUCGCUGUGCAGCAGGGUGGACGUGUGCGAGUUCGGCGACGGCUGCACCAAGGCGCAUUCGGCCGAGGAGCUGCAGGAGUGGAUCCAGAGGGUGAAGGUUGCCACGAGGAAGAAGAAGCAGGCGCUGAAGGACGGGCUCGUGUCCUACCAGAGCCGCCUCAUCGACGAGUACCAGAAAUCCUCCAACGAGGUGUUCAUCAUGUCUGAGCACGUCGACGGCGUUCGGGCCACRUGUGAGCAGCCCUUGCAGGUGCAUUCCGAGGACAGGAGGAUGAAAUACCGGUGGAAAUUCCGAGUUCACUCCCAAAUGCCUCUGAAGCACGUGGCGCUGCUGAAGAGGGAGCCCGGCGUCUCCUUCUACCUCUCGGUGGACGGAUUCCCGCAGGGCCUGCAGUACGUGCGCGGGGAGCUCGUGGGCACGCUGCCCUCGUGCCCCAACACCUCCCUGGUGGAGGUGUGCAUGGAGUGCUGCACGCUGGGCGUCUUCGAGCAGUGGGUGGCCUUUGACUUCGACAGCCGCCCCGUGCUCAUCCGGAAGAUCAAGGCCAGGGUGGGCCGGCGGGAGCUGCCGUGGCAGAGCGCGGGCAGCGGCGAGGGCGGCCGCGCCGUGGACUUCGAGCAGUGGCACAGCGGGAACCGCRUGGUCAUCCCCAGCGUGCUGCGCACCAGCGACGACGUCGAUCUGCUGGCCAGAUACAAAGCGCCGGCGCUUUCCCUGAGCGCCCGGCACAAGGGCGCAGCCAACGGCCCCAUCACUCGGCUCACCUAUAGGGAGAGGAUGCAYGACUUCCUCUUCAGGGAGGAAGAGGCCGAGCAGGCUCUCAUUGCCAAGCUUAACCUCCGAGUCUUCAUCUUGCUGACCCCGAUGCUGCAACACCUUUCUAUGGGCAUGAAGUUUGCCCAGUCGGGUGAGCUGUUUGCUAAAGUGCCUACCCCUUACAACCUCUCACCAGACACGGACGAGGGGUAUCUGCUGAACAGGUCUGUGCCCACGGCUUAUCUGGCACUUAACCCCCCAAUAAACAAUCGGGUUUAUGAAGUUGGCGUGGAGAAUAAAGCCACAACGGAGAACACUAUCUGGCUGCAGAUACCAAAGAGAUGCUGCUCCGAGCUGGACUUCAAGCCAGACACCUCCCACAACGUGGAGAUCCAGUUCCAAAUCGACCGGCUGCUGUUCCGCCAGUGGCACCAUGCUGUUGACCGCCUCUUGGAUGAGAAGCUGGUCCUACCUGAUGUCGCCGAUUGUUCCGUCCCCUAUUCACUCGAGGUGUCCCAGAAGGGGAACAGCAAGCAGAAACUGGCCAUCUCCUUCAUCACAGGCAAAGCGGUCAGCAGCCGCCAGAUCCCACCCCUGCUCAUCUACGGCCCUUUCGGCACGGGGAAGACGUUCACCUUGGCCAUGGCCACCAUGGAGAUMCUCAGGCAGCCCAACGCGCGGGUGCUCAUCUGCACGCACACCAACAGUGCUGCUGACAUCUACAUCCGGGAGUAUUUCCACAACUAUGUGACCAAGGGGCGCCCAUGGGCCGUUCCCUUGAGGAUUAUUUCCACCGACCGCCCCGUCAGCAUGACAGAUGCCAUCACUCAGAUGUACUGCUGCCUUUCUGCGGACCAGCACUCCUUCAGGCACCCCACCAAAGAGGAGAUUGACAGGCACCGCAUCAUCAUAACCACCUCCAUGCUCUCGAAGAACCUGAAGGUGCCCCCGGGUUACUUCACUCACAUCAUGAUCGACGAGGCUGCUCAGAUGCUGGAGUGCGAAGCUUUGGUUCCCCUUUCGUACGCCACUUUUGAGACUCGGAUUGUCCUAGCUGGGGACCACAUGCAGAUAACCCCGAAGCUGUUCUGCGUCAGGGAUGGACAGUCYGCUGAUCACACCCUGUUAAACCGGCUCUUCCAGUUCUACCAGAAGGAGAGACAUGAAGUGGCCACRAAGAGCAGGAUCAUCUUCAAUGAGAAUUAUCGAUCCACCGCGGGCAUAAUUGAGUUUGUCUCCAAGCACUUCUACGUGGGCAAAGGCAAUGCCAUCCAAGCCAGUGGGAACAUCUUGCCCCACCCGGAGAUGUACCCCCUCAUGUUCUGCCACGUGCCCGGCAGAGCUGAAAGGGACAUGUCCAUGAUCUCCUGGCAUAACACCUCGGAGAUAACGCAAGUGAUUGAGAAAGUGCAGGAGAUAUUGGAGAGGUGGCCGGAUGAGUGGGGUGUCCAGAAUAUGAAGAAGAUCUGUGUCGUCUCCCAUGGGACGCAGGUUUCUGCAACCAGGCAAGAGCUGAGGAGGAAGCACCUGCAAGACAUAAUGGUAGAAAACUAUGAAAACUUGCCAGGGCGCGAGUUUCGGGUCAUCAUCAUCAGCACGGUCCACACGAGCGAGAGCCUGCGCAUCUCGGCCUCCCACCACCUGGAGUUCUUCAACGAGGCCAGAGUGCUCAACACCAUCAUGACGAGGGCUCAGUCGCUGGUGGUUGUGGUGGGGGAUGCCGUGGCCCUGUGUUCGCACGGCCAGUGCAGCAAGGUGUGGAAGCACUUCAUCCAGGAGUGCAUCGAGAAGGGCAGCGCGACGCCCGAGAACCUGACCAUGGCGCAGAUCAAACAGGCUGCCUAUGACCAGGAGAGCUGGCGCAGGAGGAGCCCCGACAGGGAYGAGGAGGACAGUGACAGCGAUUCCUGGAGCUCUGAGGCCGAGAGCAUAAACCCCGAUGAUCCCAUUCUCCAGGAGCUGUUGGAUGAGAGCAAGAACGUCCUGGUGACGGUGUCUGAAGAAGGGCUGCUGAACGUGAAGACUGAGGUUUCAAACCAGCAGGACGAUAAGCGGGAAUACGUCAACUUCUCCUCUCGGAUGAUGCAGGAGUAUCUCCACAUGCACCCUAAAAUGUACAAGAGGUGCGAGUUGAUCAAGGAGGGGUUUGACAGAGCUUCUGCCUUCACCCUCAAUGACUUCCCGCCSAUGAGCAUUCAGAUCAAAGGCAGAGUUCACUGCGGGACGGCCUUCACGGGCGAUGAGGUGCUGGUGGAGCUCCUGCAGAGCAACACGGCCGAGAGCGGCUGCCUCCGCCCGCAAGGGAAGGUGGUGGGCAUCCUAAAGCGUGCCGAGAGGGAGCGCACCUUCAUCUGCAUGAUGGAUGAGUUUGAUCCCCGYGUCAUGAUCCCCAUCGACCGCACCGUCACCAAGAUAUUUGUCCCCGGGCUGCGAGAGAAGCCGGAUGCCAUUCCCAUCCGCAGGCUCGUCAACGGCAAGUACAGGGUGGUGAGCUGCGAGAGGAUCGGCCAGAGCACGAGGAGGUGCCAGCUCUUCUGCGUCCAGAUCAUCUCCUGGCGGGAGGGCUUUUACUACCCUCUGGGGAUAAUAACUGAGAUUCUGCACAUUGCCUUGACCCUGGAAGAAGGUCUAAAGGUGCUUGAUAUGGAGUAUGGUUUGGAAAAUAAAUAUCCAGCUGCUGUUACCAAGGAAUUAGCCAGAUACACCUCCAGCAAACCUAAUGUCCUCAAGGAAAACCUGAAGGACUGUCGGAGCUACCUGACCUUCACUGUUGACCCCCAAGGGGCUAAGGAUUUAGACGAUGCUAUCAGCGUUCGGGACCUUGGAGAGCAUUACGAGAUUGGGAUCCACAUCGCAGAUGUGGCCGGCAUCAUCCCCAAAGGCAGUGCCUUGGACGCAGAAGCGAAGAAACGGGGUGCCACCUACUAUGCACCCAAACGGGACCCGCUGUGCAUGUUCCCACCUCGGAUUAGCCAGGAGAUCUGCAGCCUCCUGCCGCGGGAGGAGCGCCGCGUGAUCUCGCUGUUUGUCACCGUGGAAAAGCAGACGGAUACCAUGAUGAAGGGGAACCUCACGGUGUGCGUGAUCCGCUCGGACCGGCAGCUCUCCUACGAAGAGGCAGAGCUCCUCAUUAAGAGCCGCUACAAAGGAGGUGCGGAGAACCUCUGCUUUGAUACCCUGGAGGACUGCUUGGCCGUGGCCUAUCACUUCUCCAGGGUCCACAGGAAGUUUCGUCUGCAGGAGGACUGUUUCUACGACCAGCUGGAUGAGGAAAGCUCCCCGGGUAGCAGAGGUUCCCAUCAGAUGAUAGAGGAGUUCAUGAUUAUGUUCAACAGCUUUGUGGCGGAGUUCCUCACCAACCAGGAGGACACCAGAAGCGUCACUCCCCUCCGGUGUCAGAGCGAGCCCAACCUGCAGCAGGUCGCGCUCAUGAGAAGCAAGUACAGCCACAUAAUCCCUCUGUCCAUCCACCUCUCACACCAUCUCCAGGAGGUGCCUCCCAGGCAAAUCUCAUUGAAAGAAUCCAAGUUCAGCCUCCUGACCCCGCUUUGGGAGCACCUGCAGUCCGCUGCUGAGGACUGCGACCUGCACAAGAUGCUGGACCUCAUUGUCACGGACGACAUCCACCCGAAGCUGGCGCCCGUGGCGCUCGAGUUCAGGAGGCUGCUGGGCCGCUCGUAUUUCUGCCGCUCCAACUCCAGCCCCCAGUCCAAAUCGGGCCAUUACUCCUUGCACGUCGACUCCUACACCUGGGCCUCCUCUCCCAUCCGCCGCUACAUGGACGUGGUGCUGCAGCGGCACCUGCGUUCCGUGCUCUGCAAGAAGCCCGUGGCCUAUUCUUUGGAGGACAUUGAGUUUCUCUGUCACGACUUCAACAGGAAGAAUUCCCGGGCCGUGAUGUACGAGAAGAGGGCCCGCUCUCUGCAGAUGGCCACUCAGCUCAAGCUGCAAGUCCUGCAGAAGGUCGCCUUUGUGGUGGAUAUCGAAGCCAUGAACAAGCACUUCAAGGCCUUGUUUCCGCUGAACAGAGAGACUCUUCCUGAUCCCCAGCUAAUUAACUACAGGGCUCUUCAGCUGGUAGAGCAGCCCRUGUUCAACGAGGAGCAGAACAGCAUGAGGCUCCUGUGGAAGAGGAGGGUCUAUUCGGUGGAGCAGAAGAAGGAGCACGGCCUGAAGGAGGGACCUCUCUACGACCAAAGCAUCACCCUCUUCGAUGCCGAAGUUUGGCAGCACGUGCUGUUGGCCAUCAGAAGGGAGCAGUUUGAGAACGUGGCUCCCCUGCUCCGCAGCGGGGAGGACCGCGGCAGGCGGCGGGUGGGCUGGCUCAGGAGAAGCUCCUGCUCGCACUACGUGGAGCUGUCGCUGGAGCUGCAGGCGGGCGACGCGCUGCACUUCCAGCUCACCACGGACGUGUACCGCGGCUUCCUGGUGCCCUUCGUGCAGCUGUGGUCUGUCACGCCGGGCUUUGACAUCUGCCUGCAGCACACGGAGAAGCCCAUCGACUGCUUCUCUGAGUACGCCCUUCAGUCCUCCAAGGAGAAGUACAAGAGCGCGGUGGAGUAUAACAAGGUGUGGAUGCCGAUGAGCGCCAUGGAGUCGGCCUCGUGCGCCGUGGCCGAAAAUGACUCCAUCAUCCUCCACCACGUCAAAAUAACCUGGGCGAAGCAAAGAACGGGCAAAGGGCAACUGCAAGGGACCUUCUCGCUGGCCAAAAGCUUUCUGAAAGACUGCUGCAUUGAGGUGGACUUCAACCACUGCUACCUGUGCAUUCGCUUGAGUGGGCUGGACCUCGAGGGCUUUGAGAGCGAUGAGGAAUGUCUCAGCCACGGCCUCCAGAACCUGACUUUCUUUCACAAGGACAGGCCGGAGAGCAAGCUGGUGCUCGAUCCGGAUACGUACACCUGGGUGGCGCAUGGGCUCAUGGAAGAGGCCAGCGACGAGGAGAAAUCGGACCGCAGUAGCGUGAGGACCUUGAAUUUUUACAUCCACAAUAUGUCUAUGGAGAACAUUCCCCUGGAAAUCUCACUGGAGUCUGCCAGGUUCACGGUGGAGCUCAUUCCAAAGAUGCUGCCCGAUGUACGAAAAGAAAAUGCAAUUUGGAAGCUCAAGUAUGCCUCCGACCUUGCCAAAAGCAUCGCACUAAACCACAAUCCUCCUAAAAAAGUGAUAACAUCCAGACUCUUGGCGCAAAAAACCUUUGAUCUCCCGGGAAGUCAAAGGAAGCUCAACCAGAGUCAGAACCAGGCAAUUCUAAAUGCUCUGAAGAAAUCCUUCACGCUCAUCCAAGGGCCACCAGGCACAGGGAAAACGGUUGUUGGAAGUCACAUUGUCUACUGGUUCCAUGAGCUGAACCAGGAGACCAUUGAGAAGGAGAAACCACAGCGCUUGGAUGAAGAGGACAAAGGCAACAAGUAUAUCUUGUACUGUGGCCCAUCCAACAAGUCUGUGGAUGUUGUUGCUGAGCUGCUGAUGAAGAUGAAGGAGCUGAGACCCUUGAGGGUUUAUGGUGAGGCAAUUGAGACACUGGAAUACCCGUACCCAGGGAGCAACCGGCACUUCUCCCGCAAAAUCUUGCGGGAUGCAAAACCGAAGCAUGAGCUCAGUGAAAUAAUCCUGCAUCAUCGGAUCCGACGGCCACCCAACCCGUUUUGGAAGGAGAUCUGUGAUUUUGAUGAACGGGUGAGGAGAGGAGAUGAGAUAUCAGAAGAAGAGAUCAAACGGUACAAAAAUACGUUGUCAGCUGCCCGUGGGCACGAGCUCGCGCGGCACGACGUGAUCCUGUGCACGUGCUCCGCCGCGUCCUCYGCGUGCCUGGAGAAGCUGAACAUCAGGCAGAUCCUCAUAGACGAGUGUGCCAUGUCCACAGAGCCCGAGACCCUCAUCCCCUUGGUCAGCCAUAAGUAUGCGGAAAAGGUUGUUUUGCUUGGAGAUCAUAAGCAGCUGCGUCCCGUGGUCAACAACGAUGUCUGCAAGAGUCUUGGCAUGGAGAUGUCUCUCUUUGAGCGCUACCGGAAUCAGGCUUGGAUGCUGGACACGCAGUACCGCAUGCACAAAGACAUUUGCAAGUUCCCAUCCCAGGAGUUUUAUGAGAAGCACCUCAAAACGUGCCCUUUGCUUCUCCGUGAGGCCAGCGUCUUCUGCCACCGAGACAACAAGUGCUGCCCCAUCAUCUUCGGGCACAUAGAGGGGAAGGAGCAGAGCCUCAUGGUGUCCACCGAAGAGGGAAACGAGAACUCCAAAGCUAACCCAGAAGAAGUGGAGCAGGCGGUGAGGCUGGCGAAGCAGCUGACGCUAGAUGGCACCAUCCGGCCRGAGAGCAUCGCCGUGCUGAGCCCCUACAACGCGCAGGUGUCCGAGAUCAACAAGCGGCUGCUGAAGGAGGGCGUCCGCGGCGUCACCGUGUGCACUGUCAUGAAGAGCCAAGGAAGUGAGUGGAGAUACGUGAUCAUGUCGACUGUGCGCUCCUGUCCGCGCGCGGAGAUUGACCUAAAACCCACGAAAAGCUGGCAGAAGAAGUUCCUGGGGUUUGUCACUGACCCAAACCAGGUCAAUGUGGGCAUCACCCGAGCUCAGGAAGGACUCUGCAUUAUAGGAAACCGUUACCUCCUGGAAUGCAACCCUCUGUGGAGGAGGCUGCUUCAGCAUUACAUAAAGCACAACUCCUAUACCACAGCGCGAGCUAUUUGCGUCAGGAAGACUCCAGCCGUGCGCCGGUAGGAACGGAUUACACCUCGGCGAGCCCCUCUGUGCCCGGACACGCUGCGUGUGCCUUGCGGAACGAUGCCCUCUUGCCACCAUUGGGACGUGGAGCAGAAGGCGGCACGAGGGACGCGGACGUGUCCUCCAGCUGCAGCCUGCGCUUCGGGUUUCCCUCCGGGUUUUCCAGCAGUGAGCCUUUGGACAGGACCUUGCAGCUCUAGCGAACCAAAAAGCCACGGGAAUGGAUGGAUGGAUGCAUGGAUGCAUGGAUGCAUGCAUGGAUG
Messenger RNA from Nothoprocta perdicaria, 8800 nucleotides. It is a transcript of the gene HELZ2, whose product is annotated as helicase with zinc finger 2. Bases 78 to 8534 code for a protein of 2818 amino acids. The record is from RefSeq and is a predicted model, not a curated record. The transcript is spliced from 19 exons. Lineage: Eukaryota; Metazoa; Chordata; Aves; Tinamiformes; Tinamidae. Gene Ontology annotation, molecular function: metal ion binding; 5'-3' DNA helicase activity; RNA nuclease activity.